UCACAUCGACAAACACACCUCCCGAUUGCAGCAGCAACACCAAAAUGUUCCGUAUUAUGCGUGUGCCAUCGAUUUUGGCCAAAAAUGCAGUCUCCUCAAUGCAGCGUGUGGCAGCACUGGCAGCAGCGACGCCGCAGCGCAGCUACCACAUAACACCCGGACAACAGCAGGCGACAUCGGCGAAUCCGGAUGCGAUUUCCAAGCAAUAUCCCGUUGUCGAUCAUGCCUAUGAUGCAAUUGUUGUUGGCGCCGGCGGCGCUGGACUCCGGGCAGCAUUCGGACUGGUUGCUGAGGGAUUUCGCACGGCGGUGAUAACCAAACUGUUCCCGACUCGCUCGCACACGAUUGCCGCCCAGGGCGGCAUCAAUGCGGCACUGGGCAACAUGGAGCAGGAUGACUGGAAGUGGCAUAUGUAUGAUACGGUCAAGGGUAGCGAUUGGCUGGGCGAUCAGGAUGCCAUACACUACAUGACCCGCGAGGCACCCAAGGCCGUCAUCGAGCUGGAGAACUACGGCAUGCCCUUCUCCCGCACCCAGGACGGCAAGAUCUAUCAGCGUGCCUUCGGCGGACAGAGCUUGAAGUUCGGCAAGGGCGGACAGGCGCACAGAUGUUGUGCUGUGGCGGAUCGUACGGGUCACUCGCUGCUGCACACGCUGUACGGGCAAUCGCUGAGCUACGACUGCAACUACUUUGUGGAGUACUUUGCCCUGGACCUGAUCUUUGAGGAGGGCGAAUGCCGUGGCGUGCUGGCCAUCAAUCUGGAGGAUGGUAGUCUGCAUCGUUUCCGUGCUCAGAAUACAGUUAUUGCCACCGGCGGAUAUGGACGCGCCUUCUUCUCCUGCACCUCGGCGCACACCUGCACUGGUGAUGGCACCGCUUUGGUGGCACGUCAGGGUCUGCCCUCACAGGAUCUGGAGUUUGUGCAGUUUCAUCCGACGGGCAUCUACGGAGCCGGUUGUCUCAUUACCGAGGGUUGUCGCGGUGAGGGUGGUUACCUGAUCAAUUCCAAGGGUGAACGUUUCAUGGAACGUUAUGCUCCGGUUGCCAAGGAUCUGGCCUCACGUGAUGUCGUCUCCCGUUCCAUAACCAUUGAGAUUAUGGAGGGUCGCGGUGUUGGACCCGAAAAGGAUCAUGUGUACCUGCAACUGCAUCAUUUGCCACCCAAGCAGCUGGCCGAGCGUCUGCCCGGCAUCUCCGAGACGGCCAUGAUCUUUGCCGGCGUCGAUGUGACCCGCGAACCCAUCCCCGUGCUGCCCACCGUGCACUACAACAUGGGCGGCAUUCCGACCAACUAUCGCGGCCAGGUCAUCACCAUUGACAAGAGCGGCAACGAUAAGAUUGUGCCUGGUCUCUAUGCAGCCGGAGAGGCAGCUUGCAGUUCCGUGCAUGGUGCCAAUCGACUGGGUGCCAACUCUCUCUUGGAUCUUGUGGUCUUUGGACGUGCCUGUGCUAAGACAAUUGCCGAGGAGGCAAAGCCCGGUGCUCCAGCACCCACACUCAAGGAUAACGCUGGCGAGGCUUCGGUUGCCAAUUUGGAUAAGCUGCGUCAUGCCAAUGGCAAGAUAACCACCGCCGAUCUGCGCCUGAAGAUGCAGAAGACGAUGCAGAACCAUGCGGCUGUAUUCCGCGAUGGUCCCAUCCUGGAGAAGGGAGUGCGCGAGAUGAAGGAGAUCUACAAGCAAUUCAAGGACAUUAAGGUGAUCGACAAAUCUCUGGUGUGGAAUUCGGAUCUGAUUGAGACUCUGGAGCUGCAGAAUCUGCUGGCGAAUGCCCAGAUGACCAUUGUGGGUGCGGAGGCGCGAAAGGAAUCCCGUGGCGCACACGCACGCGAGGAUUUCCAGCAGCGUCUCGAUGAAUACGAUUACAGCAAACCUGUGGACAGCCAAACCAAGAAACCCAUGGAGGAGCAUUGGCGCAAACACACGCUCGCUUGGGUGACCAGCGAUGAUGGCAAUGUGGAUCUGAAAUACAGAGCUGUCAUCGACAGCACGCUGGACGAUGAGGUGCAGACAGUUCCACCCGCAAUCCGCUCAUACUAGAGACACCCACACACACACACACACAUGCAACACUCACACUUAACGAAACCAACGGAUGUCUACUUAAAAGGAAUCGCUGACAAAAUUCAAGUCGCCUCGUUAACUAUAUUUCGAUUAAUUGUUUUGCUGCUGCUUUCUAUGCCCAAAAUUGUACAGAUGUAACCCCACAAUUGCUGUGUAGUAGAGUGUAGUAUGAACUUAUUCUGAUUAUUCCUUAUGAUUCUGUCACAGAUGCUUUUUACUUUCUGUUUCCUAUGACUCCUCAUAUUGUUUUAUACUUUUAUUAAAAAUUAUGCGACAUUUGUGCGAAAAAUAAGUGAAAAGUA
Molecule: messenger RNA, 2365 nt
Organism: Drosophila innubila
Lineage: Eukaryota; Metazoa; Arthropoda; Insecta; Diptera; Drosophilidae
Gene: SdhA
Product: succinate dehydrogenase [ubiquinone] flavoprotein subunit, mitochondrial
Exons: 6
Coding region: 45-2039 (664 amino acids)
Biological process (GO): tricarboxylic acid cycle; mitochondrial electron transport, succinate to ubiquinone
Molecular function (GO): electron transfer activity; flavin adenine dinucleotide binding; succinate dehydrogenase (quinone) activity
Source: RefSeq, a predicted model, not a curated record